UUGUUUAUUGGAUGGUGAGCUGUUGCACCGUGAGUGUGAUAUGAUGAUUUUAUCUCGGGCUUUUUUAUAACUCGCCUUAUCGACAAAUUGGCUUUAGGCUUAGGCCGAUAGCGGUAUUAGUAACAAAUAAACGAUAGCAAUUAACUAGCUUUAAGUCAGCUGUGAGGUGGAAUUCUCAUGAAGUGAAUUGGGUUAACUAAGAAAGUUUAGAUUUGUGGCGAUGAAUUCAGUACAGUCGGGGUUUGAGGACAAACGCAAGCCGAGAUACUUGGCGGCGUUCGACUUCGAUCACACAAUGGUCAACGACAACACGGAUACUGUGGUCGCCUCACUUCUCAACCCAGGCGACAUCCCGCCGGAGGUCAUCAGUCUGAGUAAGACCGGAUGGACAAAAUACAUGCAAGCUAUCUUCGCAUUGUUGCAUCAGGCCGAAAUCAAACCGGCUCGGAUUAAAAAAACCGUCGUGGAAAUCGCUGAAACUGCGGGCAUGGUGAAGUGUCUGAAAACCUUGCGCGCCAACAAUUUCGAUCUCAUCAUUAUAAGUGACUCGAACUCGCAAUUUAUUCGUGACUGGAAUGAUGCCCACGACUUGACGAAUGACUUCGCCCAAGUAUAUACAAAUCCUGCGCAUUUCGACGAGCGUGGAAUGCUCGUGUUGAAGCCCUACGAGCGUCAGACCGACUGCAACCUGAGCGCCGUGAACUUGUGCAAGGGGAAGGCCUUGUCGGAGUUUAUAUCACGCCGGCGUGAAGAUAAGAAUAUUCGGUAUGAACAUGUCUUUUACGUGGGCGACGGAAUGAAUGAUAUCUGCCCGGCGUUACGAUUAUCAGAGGCGGAUUUCGCUUGCAUGCGCAUUGAUUACAGCAUGGAUAAGAGGAUCAAAAAAGUGGCCGCGGAUAAUAAUUUGGUGUUGCGGGCCCAGACGAUACGGUGGACAAAUGGAUUGGACUUGUUGGCAGCAAUUAUUAGCAAAAUAAAAAUCUAACUGAGUUUGUUGGAA
Molecule: messenger RNA, 1000 nt
Organism: Hermetia illucens (black soldier fly)
Lineage: Eukaryota; Metazoa; Arthropoda; Insecta; Diptera; Stratiomyidae
Product: pyridoxal phosphate phosphatase PHOSPHO2
Exons: 2
Coding region: 221-985 (254 amino acids)
Molecular function (GO): phosphatase activity
Source: RefSeq, a predicted model, not a curated record